AAAGCGUCUUAGAUAUUUCAAGGUCACGGCGCCAAGUUCAGUGCAUGAUGCUAACGUGCGAUCGAUUCACAGGGGAUUUUGUACAAAACGUGAUAGUUGAGCGUCUAUAACAAAUAAAACGGUGAGACCAUAAUUUGUGGACAAAUCGAGCAGGUAUAAGAUAACGGAUCUCAGAUUUUGGCGCGAAAGCUUUUUGUCUAUUUGGCUAAGUAGAUUUCUGGCAUUAUAGCUGAUAUCAGUUCGUGAUGAAAACCCUAUAUAUAAUUCCUAACUAAAGCAAAUCAUGAUAAUUAUUGAGAACUGGAUAAUAAAAUCACCAGUAACACUGGCUGCAGCCAGGUACUACAAUAUAUACGGAUGAUUGGAGAGCGUACAGACUCCUGCAUGGGCUUGGUUUUGUGCAUCGUGUCGUUAUCCGCUAUUGGUAUUUUGCGUACUAGACAACUGGAGUUCACACAAACAAUAUUGAAACUAUGUGGUCGAAGCUGAAAAAGUUUUUGAAACUUUAUCAUGGCUCCAGAUGUCUACUGUUCUCUAGCUAUAUGGAUGACUUCCUCUACUUCAUGCAUUACAAUUUUAGAACCUCUGAACCUUUUUCUAGCCUUGACAAGUUUUUUGAACCAUGUAUAAGAAAUGUAUCCACAUUAUUUCUUUGGUUUUGCAUAAUAUAUUAUUACUCUACUGACUGUUUGCUGAUUGGUUCAAAGGUCGUCCAUAAAUUAUAGUAUCGCCGAGAGACUCAACGGCUUUACUCAGAUCUAUGAGAGUUACAUUCAUUGGAAUAUUUCUGUCUUUCGCUGCAGCCCAAUCUUCUCCCGCAUGAUAGACCUUUCUUAAAACCAUGUUUUUCCUUGCUUAAAAAAUUCCGGGUAAUUUUGGGUGAAUUUUCGGGAAAGAAUUUGAUCAUUCUUAGGAAAAAUCGCUGACUUGAGUAAAUUAUAAAUUGGAUUACAUUCACUUAUACUGAUCAGUAAAUAAAUGUUCUUUGAACCCAUAUCAAGCUUCUCGCUUGCAUCGAGUAUGUUGAAACUAAUUAAAUGUAGCGUCUCAACAUUGAAAUAUAUGAGCAUCUCGUCGGGACUAAGUUUUCUUCACAUAUGUGCGCAAACCCCUCAUUAAUUAUUUUUUAGAUGAUGGUUGACGACAAUUAAUUUUUCUGUCAUCUUCGAUGUUGACGUUUCUCCGAUCUUUCUAUGCAAAUAUUAUUGACCACUACUCAUGUAAAAAUUAAUAAUAAAUCGUUCUCAUUCAAACCACUAUUUUGUUUCAUGUUUUGUACUCAGAUAAUUUGAUUGACUUGGGGAAUUAAAGGCGAACUUCCUAAGUACACAGUAUACUUGUCCGUUGAGUCUUGAGAAAAAUGUACUAUUUUGCUUGUUACUACUGCAAAAAAGUUUUUCUUGACAUUUUUCUGGUAGUAACAAGUUUAAACAACCUGACAACCUUUUCGUAAUCGCAUUAGCCAUUUUGUUUCUCAACAAGUUACCAUUUCCUCAGCACAAUAUGUUAAAUAUUGUGGGACAUUUACCUCAAAAGUACAGUGACAAUAUUCUUGUUACUCAUAAUAAUCAUGAUAUGGUAUAUGAAGUUAGAGGAUUUCAAUUGCAUUCACUUCAUUUACCAUCAAUGCAAACAAAUAAUGACAGCAAAAAGAUACCUAUUGAAACAAAUCUUGUGGAUAUCGACUAUUCACCUGGAAUAUCUUCGUUACUAUGUUGUUCUGAUAAAGGAGAUGUCCAGAUAUGGGAUAUAAGAGAUAACAUUCCACAGCCCACUAUCCAGUCUUAUAAACAGUUUAUGAAUGUACCUUUCACUUGUUGUUCUAUCAGUGCAGAUGGCAGUCUAAUUUGUUGUGGUACAGAAGUUUACAGAUUGAAAAAGAAACGUCGAAAACAUAACUCCAGAAAUAUUAGUGAAUACGAUGAGGAAACAGCUCAAUUAGUUUAUUGGGACACACGAAAUUUAUCAUCUCCGUUGGGUAUUAUUAAAGAUUUACAUUCAGAUGAUAUUGUUGAUGUAAAAUUCGACCCUACUUCUGUUCCUGGUUAUCUACGCCUAAUGGAUUGUUCUGAAGAUGGCGUAAUAUGCUUGUAUGAUAUGAAUGCAGAGGCAAUUUCACAGGAUAAUUCUCUUUUAUAUAUGUUCAAUUCAGAAUCAGUGGCUAGUUCAUGUGAUUGGUUAAUAUCACAUAAUGAUCUAUCUUCUAAUUCCGCUGCUGUUGGCGUCUAUUGUACAACUACAAUGCGAUCAAAUAUUAAGGCAUGGCCAAUACACCCAUCAAUGUUACAUAAUAAUAAUAUGGUUGAAGAAGAAAACUUCAAAGAAGACAAAGAAUCAUUCAGUUUAUCUGAAAAAGAUGAGGAAGAACUAACUGAGAAAACACGAUUAUGGAAUUCUAAAUUUAAUACGAAUAAUCCUAAUAGUGACGAUAAUGAUAAUAAGAUUUUAAAAGGUAAAAACUUUUUCAACAUGAUUCUAAUUCAAACUAAUUCAUCUGAUGAAUUUCUACUACUCGGUGACAGUAAUACCAAUGAUGAUAAUAAUAACAAUAAUCAAAAUUAUCCAACAGUUUUCCAUUCAAAUCAUCAAUCAGAUUGGACAAUGUCUUAUUUGCCAUCAAAUAUCACUAUGAGGAAAUCUCAACCAAUUAAUAGUAGUUUUAAUUUACAAUAUGCCGAUUUUAUAGGUAAACUAACCGAUAAUCACAGUAAGGAUAAUACUAUGAAACAAUUAUGCUUUAUGGUUGGUUCACAAUCGACUGUGCUAUGCUCUUAUGAAAUAUCAUUAUCAACUUGAUUAUUAUCCCAAUGAUAAUUAGGUAUGUUUUUCCUUGAUGUCGUUCUGUUGAAAACUAAUGUGUACAUAUUCACUUUCCAUUUUUAUAUUGGAUUGUGAUAAAUUUAUGUUGUGUUAGAGGGCAAUUAUUUUUGCAUACUGUAAAGUCUCCCUUCUUUAUCUCUCAUGUAAUAAUAUAUUGCUGAAUUAAAA
Messenger RNA from Schistosoma curassoni, 2988 nucleotides. The record is from the annotation of a GenBank genome assembly. NCBI's taxonomy places the organism in Eukaryota, Metazoa, Platyhelminthes, Trematoda, Strigeidida, Schistosomatidae.